AUGUCUUUGAAUAUACCCAACGCGCCGAACGCCGGCUUGUUCAAGCAGGGUUACAACAACUAUGAUUCCGAGGAUGGCGCUGUCCUCCGCAAUAUCGAUGCCUGCCGCGCCAUCUCGUCGACCGUCCAGACGUCGCUGGGCCCCUAUGGGCGCAACAAAAUCGUCAUCAACCACCUCCAGAAGAUGAUCCUCACCUCCGAUGCCGCUACCAUCCUGCGCGAGCUCGACGUUAUCCACCCCGCCGCCAAGCUUCUGGUUAUGGCCAGUCAGCAGCAGGAGUCGGAGAUGGGCGAUGCUACCAACAUGGUCAUCGUCUUCGCUGGCGAGCUGCUCAAGAAGGCCGAGGACCUGUUGCGCAUGGGCCUCAAGACGUCCGACAUCGUGACAGGCUACGAGCGCGCCCAAAAGAUUGCUCUCGACACUCUCGAGGAGCUCGAGGUCGACAAGGUCGAGGACCUGCGGUCUCUGGCCGAGCUGAGCAAGGCCAUCCGCACCGUCAUCGCCAGCAAGCAGAACGGCAACGAAGACUUCCUCGCCAACCUCGUCGCCGAGGCUGUCCUGUCGGUUCUCCCUAAGAACCCCGCCAACUUCAACGUGGACAACAUCCGCGUCGUCAAGAUCAUGGGCGGCAGCCUGGACCAGAGCCGCGUCGUCAAGGGCAUGGUGUUCGGCAAGGAGCCCAACGGCACCGUCAAGAAGGCCAAGAAUGCCAAGGUCGCCGUCUACACGUGCCCCAUCGACACCAGCCAGACCGAGACCAAGGGCACCGUCCUGCUGCACAACGCCAAGGAGAUGCUCAACUUCACCACGGGCGAAGAAACCCAACUCGAGGCUGCCAUCAAAGAGCUGCAUGAUGUUGGCCUCAGAGUGGUGGUUGCCGGGUCCACGGUAGGCGAGCUGGCCAUGCACUACCUCAACCGGUACGGCAUCCUGGUCAUCAAGAUCCUCAGCAAGUUUGAGCUGCGGCGGGUGUGCAACGUCGUCGGAGCCACGCCGCUGGCCAGGCUAGGCGCCCCCAUGCCCGACGAGAUGGGCAGUAUCGACGUUGUUGAGACGCUCGAGAUUGGCGGCGACCGCGUCACCGUGUUCAGGCAAGAGAACGAUGCGACGAGGACAUCGACCAUUGUCCUCCGCGGCGCCACACAAAACCAUCUGGACGACAUUGAGCGCGCCGUCGACGACGGCGUCAACGUUGUCAAGGCCAUCACCAAGGAUCCCAGACUCGUCCCGGGCGCGGGCGCAACCGAGAUCGAGCUCGUCGAGAGGAUACAGGCUGUUGGAGACAAGACGCAGGGCCUCGCUCAGUAUUCCAUCAAGAAGUACGGUGAGGCUUUCGAGGUAAUACCGAGGACUCUAGCCGAGAGCGCUGGCCUAGACGCAACCGAGGUGCUCAGCCGGCUCUACGCUGCUCACCAGCAAGAAGAUGACUGGGCUACGGGAGUGGAUAUUGAGAACGAUAAAAACACCGGAACCCUAGAUGCCGAGGAGGAGGCCAUCCUGGAUCUCUUGGUAUCCAAACAGUGGGCCAUUAAGCUCGCGACUGAGGCCGCCAGGACGAUAUUGUCAGUUGACCAGAUCAUCGUUGCUCGCCAGGCUGGCGGGCCGAAGCCCCCUGGACCGAACGCGAACUGGGACGAGGACUGA
This is a messenger RNA of Lasiosphaeria miniovina, 1644 nucleotides long. RefSeq names its product chaperonin Cpn60/TCP-1 family. NCBI's taxonomy places the organism in Eukaryota, Fungi, Ascomycota, Sordariomycetes, Sordariales, Lasiosphaeriaceae. Gene Ontology annotation, molecular function: ATP hydrolysis activity; ATP binding; ATP-dependent protein folding chaperone. Bases 1 to 1644 code for a protein of 547 amino acids. The transcript has 4 exons. Gene Ontology annotation, cellular component: chaperonin-containing T-complex. Gene Ontology annotation, biological process: protein folding. The record is from RefSeq and is a predicted model, not a curated record.